Molecule: messenger RNA, 5911 nt
Organism: Struthio camelus australis
Lineage: Eukaryota; Metazoa; Chordata; Aves; Struthioniformes; Struthionidae
Source: RefSeq, a predicted model, not a curated record
UGAGAGCAGCAAGCGAACUAAGGCCACAACAGAAACCCAUAGACGCCGUGUAGGACUUUGGUUACAGCACCUAAAGUUGUUUUAAGCUGUCCAUCUGCAUCUCUUAAGAACUGUGAGAUGAUAAGCUGGGAAAAUAACCUUGUUAUUCUGACUUGCAUCAGGCAGAUAAAGUUACAUGUGCUGUUUGUCAGCAUAAACGCCACUGCACCAAAAUCCUGCCUUGCUUCAGCACGCUCUCUCCGUGGUCUUACGAUGAAAACACCAGGCAUUUGCUGCUCGGUCUUUCCAAUUCCCACAUUGUAAAGCUUUAUUACAAGGCAGACCCUUCUCAGGCCUUUUGUUAUUGUAUCAACGCAAGAAGCACCGUCAGCAAAUCCCGCAGACGGUGAUGCUGCUUUCCCACAACAGCUGGUGAAGCUCUUCAGAUGUUUCCUUUGCUGUAGAGGCAGGGAAGUGUUGCUAGCAAGGGAGGCUUUCACCUUUCCCAUGCCUGGUCACACUGCCAGGGUGAAACUGGACUUUGGAAAAUUGGGAGAGCAGAGUUGGAGGAUAUCUGUGGCAGAACCUGUUGGCAAUCGUGCUUAAAAGUACGCAGCUUUGGUGAAAGGCAGUCGGUCAAAAGUUUGUUUUCCAGUUCAGUUAAGUCACAGCCUGUAUUGUAGACGGGUGAUUUUUCUGCCCAACAUUAACAUUUUCUGUUUAACCUUGGGAGGGGAAAUUGUCCGUGCCGGGUGCCUACAGGCUGAGGUAUUUCUGUAGGAAAACUGUAGCCAAAAUGUCUGAGAAAGCAUGGGAAAAACAGGCUGUUUUGCCAAUGUGGAAAGUUCUGGUGACCACCUCUCCUCCGCUCUCCCCCUUUCGAAACACGUUCUUGAAUUUUGGUCCUGGUGGAGAACAUCCUGUGGUCAGGGACAUGCCUUUGGCUUCGCCGCUAGCUUCAAAAAAACAACAUCCGCAAUAGUUGUCAGUGUUUAAACUGGAGGGAGUCCUGAGAGGGGAGGGUCAGUGCCCGCGCAGUCCGUGUUUGCAGUAAUAGCUGGUGGAACAGGGAGGCACCAGCUAAAUUUGUAGGUGAAACCGAGCUGGAAACAUUUUAGAGGAGAGACUAAGGCUUAACAAUUGUGGUCUAAAAAGUCAGGCACAGGUAUGUCCAGUCUCGUAGGGCUGCGCGGAUGCCGAGUGAGGGGCAGACGGCCAAGGCAGAGGUUUUGCCGGACAGCGUGCUGGGGUGUAUAAGCGCAAGUGUCACGUCAAAUGAGCGGAUGUCAGGAGGAGACAUGGCCAAACCCCUCCUGGGCCAUCGCAGUGUGGAGGGUGACCACAGUGUCACUCCUGCGGCCGGCCGCACCAUCGGGGUGCUGGGGAGCGGGGAUUUCGCGCGGUCGUUGGCCAUCCGCCUCGUCUGCUCCGGGUUCAAGGUGGUGGUCGGGAGCCGCAACCCAAAGCGCAAAGCCGGCCUCUUCCCUUCUGCAGCAGAAGUCACCUUCCAAGCUGAGGCAGUGAAGAAGACGGAUGUCAUUUUUGUGGCAGUUUUCAGGGAACAUUACUCCACGCUCUGUGACCUGGCUGAUGUGCUGGCUGGCAAGAUACUGGUGGAUGUUAGCAACAACACUGAAAUCAACCACCACAAAGAAUCCAACGCCGAGUACUUGGCUUCCCUGUUCCCCUCCUGCACCGUGGUCAAGGGGUUUAACGUCAUUUCUGCAUGGACGUUGCAGUCAGGUGCCAGGGAUGGAAAUAAGCAGGUUCUCAUUUGCUCUAAUAACCAAGAAGCCAAGCGCACCGUAGCAGAAAUUGCUCAAGCCAUGGGAUUCACCCCUGUGGACAUGGGCUGCCUGUCAUCGGCCUGUGAGAUUGAAAACAUUCCCCUGCGCCUCUUGCCAGCCUGGAAAAUCCCCAUCUUUUUGGCUUUGGGGCUCUUCCUUUGUUUCUUUACUUACAACUUGGUCAGACAGGUCAUCCACCCUUACAUCAGGGAGCAGAAGAACAAGUUCUACAAGAUCCCCAUCGAGGUGGUCAACACUACCCUGCCUUGCGUGGCUUACGUCAUGCUGUCUCUCGUCUAUCUGCCCGGGAUCCUGGCAGCCUGCUCGCAGCUGUACUACGGCACCAAGUACAGGCGUUUUCCAGAUUGGCUUGACCAGUGGCUCCAGCACAGAAAGCAGAUUGGCCUCCUGAGCUUCUUCUGUGCGGCUCUGCACGCCGUGUACAGCCUGUGUCUGCCCAUGCGCCGCUCGCACCGGUACCAGUUAAUUGAGACGGCCAUCAAGCAGGCUGUGGAGAAGAAGAUGACUAUCUGGGUAGAGGAGGAAGUCUGGAGGAUGGAGAUUUAUAUCUCCGUUGGAAUAAUUGCCCUGGGCUUGCUGUCGUUACUCGCCAUCACUUCACUUCCAUCCAUCGCCAACUCUCUCAACUGGAGGGAAUUCAGUUUCGUACAGUCCACCCUUGGAUUUAUUGCCUUGCUAAUUAGCACUCUUCACACGCUCACUUACGGGUGGUCAAGGGCCUUCGAUGAGAACCAGUACAAAUUCUACCUGCCUCCAACCUACACCCUCACGUUGCUCGUCCCAUGUACUGUGAUCCUAGCAAAAGUGAUCUUCACUUUGCCCUGCAUCCAUCAAAGACUUUUGCGAAUCAGGAGGGGCUGGGAAAAGGGGAGAUACGUGAAGUUCGUCCUGCCCAGCGCAACAGGGGAAUAUUCAAGUGGGGAGACCUCCAGCAAUGUGUAGCAAAGCCCCCGUUGUGACAGAGGAUUUCAAAGCACUAUCAACAUUUCUAUAAAGGUGUUUUUUUUUUUUUCCCCUUAAACAUACGUAUGUUUUGGUAUAAUUGUACUGUGGGUAAAUAAUAAAAUUUGGUGACUUUAGAGAAUGGAUUACCACAGAACUAGAUUAGGCAGUAGUAUUUAAACUAUAUCGCUGGUUUGCUUGGACAAUUACUGCCUUAAAGAUCACCGUGAAAGCUGAGCUAGCAGCACUGUUAUACAUGGAAAACUGAUGGGAUUCUGUUAGAUCAGUCACCUGAGAGGGUGGUUGGCAUCUCUGUAGCACUACUUCUCCGUUGCUUCCCUAUCCACUCUCACAAAUUUCAAUGCUUGUUUUUUUUUUUUUUUCUAAUAUGAAAGAGCACAGAUUUUCAGGCCCCUAUGUCAGGCAAGAAAUCUGGCCUCUUGAGUGUCUGGCUCAACCAAAGCAGUGAGGCUUAGGAACAUGAAUUGUCUCUGGUUUUGGUCUCCUCAAUGAACUCCACAGCCAAGUAAGAACAGAACAAUAUCCAUGUUACGUAGCGUCUGCUGAUUUUAGCAAAAGUAUCCAGCAAGUCCAAGUAGUCCCGGUUUUUGCAAGUACAGAUGGCACUUGUGUUCCUGUAAGCUGCCUGGCGCACAUUUAUAAGCUGUGGAAACAAAUCACCUUUUCCAGCAGUGUAACAGCGUUUGAAGAGGGAUGUCCCUAACAUUCAUGCCUCUCCUCCGCACUGCUGUCACUGGCAUGACACCUACUGCUGCCAUAUGUUCUCUGUUUUAUUAAACCAAAGAUUCAGGCAGUAUUUGAUGGAAAUAGAGUGAAGAUAAUUAUCGGAAUGACUUGCGGCUUUAUGAAACUGCAUGGAGAAAACCAAGGCCUUCUGGCAGGCCUUACAUCAAAUAAUAAGGCGAAACUUUUUGAAAACAUUGUCACCUGAGCAUUUCCACUUAUGCAGACAAAACAGCAGCUCUGAAACGCUUGGUUUCAGUAGCACUGAUAAGAUUUGUGAACUGUCUUGCAAAGGGAUUAAUGAGUCUUGACCACAAAGAAAAUACAGCAAAUACACAUUUUGGCCAUAGUCCUUCAUUGCCUUGCGCCUUAUAAAAUCACUUACUAGAUUGCACAGCAGGUAUCCAACGCUGCUUUUCCAGCUUUACACCCACCUUGGAUGAGGUACAGGGCAAUGAAGAAUUCUAUCCUAAUUUCAUUUUCUUCCUUUCUCUUCCCACCCCUUCAAGCUCUUGUUCUUUAUCAGCGUAGUUCUUUAGUUUUUGGAUGAUCCAAAUCAUUGGAAUGGGGACUAGACAGCCAUUCUUCCCAAAAGCUCAUUUAAAAUGCAGGCAAUCAAGAUGACACAAGAAAACUGCCUCAGAAGGUCAGAUGUAAGGACGCGGUUUUCUCACAGUUAAGUAAAAGACACUACUUAGUGUUGAACAUUGCUUUGAAAAAUGACAGCUGUCAGUAUCAAAUACGGUAUUAGCUUGUUAUUAGACGAGCUAAUAUAAGUGCGGAAAAUGGAUCAGUUGGGGGCACAUCAGCCCUUCUACAAGUCAGCAUCACCUCUGUAGCCUGGAUGAUUUCUGCAUGGACAGAGGAUUUUAAGAAUUCCCUGUUUGGCCUCAAAUGACUGCAGAGAGUAAUAUUCUCCAACUACUGCUCAAGCUGCCAAUGAUGAUACUCAGGGAUUUCAGUUCUUGCAUAAGGCUUACACUAAAGUCUCCAAACACCGUUUCUUUUCACUGAACAAAAGGAAAUCAGCAUGAGGGAAAUGCUAGGAUUUCAAAAUCAGCUGAUGAUUUUGUUGCAAAGAGGGGAAGUUACCAUUCUUUCCUGUUGUCCCGUUCAGAAAGUUGGUUAUUCAAGCCCCACCGCCACCACAACCAAGCCCAGAUCAGCAACUCAUAAAAACGCUCACCACGCAGAUAUGUUAACCAGUAAUAUUUGCAGUUGAAUGACAGGUUAAUUUUCCGCAUGGAUGUGAGACAGUUUCACCUGGUAUCAUUCCACCCACUCCCAUGUAACUCACCCUGGAGGUAAAAUUGGAUUCAGCAAGCUUGUUCUUUCCAGUCUCUGUUCCAUUUCAUCAUCAGCCAAAGCCAACAUAAAAGCAGCAGUUUGCACGUUUUCUGGCUACGAUAAAGUAUUCAAAUGCCUUUUUUUCCACAGCUAAGCUUCUUUUCACUUCUUUAGGUCAGGCAAGACUACUGCCUGCUGCCAGGAAAAAAAAAAAAAGGGGGUGUAGGAGGCAGGAAAGAAUAUUACGCAGUCUUGAAGGCUUUGCCUUCAAGAGGGAAAGGUAUGGUUUUACUGUGAGGUACUGCAAGGUCAGACUCACCUUUUUGCAUUGCAGAACUAAAGUCUGCAGCUUUGAUUUGUGUAACCUUCAUGCCCACGUACCCUUUCCCAUUGAUGGCCAAAGGGGCCAGGUACAGGAGAAGAAACAGAGUCAGGCACCCAGACCUACCCGUGGAGAGGGCUCUGUUGGUGAGUCAGCAAGGUGUUUUUCAGACAGACGCCAAGCCCUGCGAGUGGACAAGCUGGUUCAGAAGUCAUAUAGCUAACACAGCUCUGCAGCAUCUAACAACGGCUGAUUAGGGGCCUCCCGGUCUUUGCCAUCAUACGGUCUAACUAGUCGACAUCUCUUUAAAGACUGAAACCAACUCCUAUAAAUGCAGAACUAGAGCAGCAUUUCAAAUGGUGCCCUCUGUAGGUGUCUGUUCUUUAAAACCUUGGGCAAUGGUUCAAAUGAUCUGUUCUGAUUCUGGAAUACUGAAAACUGGUUUGAGGAAUUUUUAAAUGAUCUUCGCCUUUUUAAUUUUUUUUCCCUACUGCAUUAUUUGAUAUUGAUAAGAGUUUAGUGAGGUUAGCUUAAAAUUUCCUCAUCAACUUGUUUUGUAUUUGGAGUUACCAAAUAUAUAUAUAUAUAUAUACACACACACAUAUAUGUAUACACACACAUUUAUAUAUUUUAUUGCAGAAUACAUAGCUGGAAUGUAAAUUCUUUAUAUUUUUAUUUUCUGUGUUGCCUACUAUGUGCCUCUGGGAUAGGUGUGAACCAACUGAAAAGCUGUAAGAACAAGGCCAGUUUUAAUCAGUUCUCAUCAUUGGCCUCUGUAGCUAUAUAAAAGUUAUCCUGAACAGGUCUAUAAAGUUACAUCAGUACUCAU